AACCUUUCACCACACUCUUCACUCACACCAAAAACAUACAAUACAGUUACCAAAAUGGCAAACAAGCUCUUCCUCGUCUGCGCAACCCUCGCUCUUUGCUUCCUCCUCACCAACGCUUCCAUCUACCGCACCGUUGUCGAGUUCGACGACGAUGAAGCCAGCAACCCCAUAGGCCCAAGACAGAAAUGUCAAAAGGAGUUUCAAGCUUCACAACACCUAAGAGCUUGUCAGCAAUUAAUGCGUCAGCAAAUGAGGCAAGGCCGUGGUGAUGACGACGAAGAUGACAUCGAGAACCCACAGAGAUCUGAGGUACUCGAGCAGUGUUGCAACGAGCUUCGUCAAGAAGACACAGUUUGCGUUUGCCCUACCUUGAAAAGAGCCGCCAGGUCUGUUAGCAUCCAGGGACAGCAGAUGAGACCACUCCAAGUCAGGAAAGCUUACCAAACAGCUAAACACUUGCCUAACGUUUGCAACAUCCCACAAGUUGAUGUUUGCCCAUUCAAGAUCCCUUUCGUCCCUUCUUACUACUAAACCACUCGAGCGUAUGAGUGUGGUUAACACCACCACAUCAUCGUGUGUGUUUUUAUGAAAAUGUAAACAUUAAGUUGUUUUGAGGCUAAUGUUAUUAGCACGUACUACUACAUAAUAAACGAGAGGUUUCUAUAA
This is a messenger RNA of Capsella rubella, 666 nucleotides long. RefSeq names its product 2S seed storage protein 4. Bases 55 to 531 code for a protein of 158 amino acids. Lineage: Eukaryota; Viridiplantae; Streptophyta; Magnoliopsida; Brassicales; Brassicaceae. The transcript has a single exon. Gene Ontology annotation, molecular function: nutrient reservoir activity. The record is from RefSeq and is a predicted model, not a curated record.